Dromaius novaehollandiae (emu) is the source of this 1847-nucleotide messenger RNA. RefSeq names its product forkhead box D3 (gene FOXD3). The record is from RefSeq and is a predicted model, not a curated record. NCBI's taxonomy places the organism in Eukaryota, Metazoa, Chordata, Aves, Casuariiformes, Dromaiidae. The transcript has a single exon. Gene Ontology annotation, biological process: regulation of transcription by RNA polymerase II; anatomical structure morphogenesis; cell differentiation. Gene Ontology annotation, molecular function: RNA polymerase II cis-regulatory region sequence-specific DNA binding; DNA-binding transcription factor activity, RNA polymerase II-specific. The coding region runs from base 119 to 1309 and encodes 396 amino acids.
CGCCGCCGCCGCGGACCGGGGAGGCCCGGGCUCGGCCCCCGCAUGCCCCGCGGCCACGGCGCCGCGCCCGGCAGCCGCGCCGCCCCGCUGUAGCCGCCGCGCCGCGCCGCCCCCCGCGAUGACCCUGUCGGGCGGCGGCAGCAGCGACAUGUCCGGCCGGACGGCGCUGGCGGCCGAGGACGCGGACAUCGACGUGGUGGGCGAGGGCGACGAGGGGCUGUGCAAGGACAGCGACGGCGAGGCCGGCAGCCCGGGCGCGCUGCCGGCGGCGGCGGCGGCGGCCGAGGCGGCGCUGCCCGCGGAGCCCGGCGCGGGCGCGGAGAGCGGCAGCAGCGGGCGCGGCAGCCCGGCCGAGGCGGCGCCCGGCGGCGCGGCGGAGGGCGGCCGGGGGGGCGGCGGGGACGAGGGGGCGAGCGGCGGCGCGGCGGGGCAGGGCAAGCCCAAGAGCAGCCUGGUGAAGCCGCCCUACUCGUACAUCGCGCUCAUCACCAUGGCCAUCCUGCAGAGCCCGCAGAAGAAGCUGACGCUCAGCGGCAUCUGCGAGUUCAUCAGCAACCGCUUCCCCUACUACCGGGAGAAGUUCCCCGCCUGGCAGAACAGCAUCCGCCACAACCUCUCGCUCAACGACUGCUUCGUCAAGAUCCCCCGCGAGCCCGGCAACCCGGGCAAGGGCAACUACUGGACGCUGGACCCGCAGUCCGAGGACAUGUUCGACAACGGGAGCUUCCUGCGCCGCAGGAAGCGCUUCAAGCGGCACCAGCAGGAGCACCUGCGCGACCAGACGGCGCUCAUGAUGCAGGGCUUCGGCGCCUACGGGCUGGCCGGGCCCUACGGCCGCCCCUACGGGCUGCCCCCCGGCGCCUACGCGCACCCGGCCGCCGCCGCGCUGCAGUACCCCUACAUCCCGCCCGUGGGGCCCAUGCUGCCGCCCGCCGUGCCGCUGCUGCCGUCGGGCGAGCUGGGCCGCAAGGCCUUCGGCUCGCAGCUCGGCCCCAGCCUCCAGCUGCAGCUCAACAGCCUCGGCGCCGCCGGCUCCAUCAUCAAGUCGGAGCCCAGCAGCCGCCCCUCCUUCAGCAUCGAGAACAUCAUCGGCGUGCCCGCCGCCAGCUCGGCCGCCAGCGCGCAGACUUUCCUGCGGCCGCCCGUCACCGUGCAGUCGGGCCUGGUGGCGCACCAGCCGCUGGCGCUGGCGCGGACCACGGCGGCCAUCGCCCCCAUCCUCAGCGUGCCUACGAACAUCAUCUCGGGCCAGUUCCUGCAGCCCGCCGCCCCCGCCGCCGCCGUGCAGGCCAAGUGGCCGGCGCAGUAGGGAGCCGCGGGGCCCCCCCGGCCCGGCCCCCCCCCCGGCCCGGCUCGGCCCGGCCCGGCCGCGGCGGCCGGCGGCCCCCCCGACGGCGCCGCGGAGCCCAGCGGCACAGGUAACGCCGAGCGGCACCGCUUUGUACAUAUUUGUAUGGGAAACCGCUGACGUCGCUUUCGGGGGUUUUUAUUUUUUUAAGAAAAAAAAUACGGAGAAGAAGGCGGAAUCGCGGUGGGGAUUUAGGGGCUGCGAACUUUCGCUUUUUUUGAAGGUUCCGCCGCUCCGAGCUGUUUCAUCCGAAACGAGCGAGCAGGCUAAACGGACAGAGGUAUCGGAAAGAAAAGAGCGGGGGAGAUUUUAAAUAUCAAACGAGCAAACGGAAAAAUUUUAAAAAAAGGAAUUUUGGAGAAAAGGAAAGGAAAAAAAAAAGGACGAAAACCCUGUCAUUCUAUUAUAGAAGUCUGUUUAUAUAUGAAUGAAUAUAUGUAUUCUAAAUGUUAUCCCUUCGUGUUGUACACAACUUUGUAAAUAAAUUUUUAAAGCGCUG